GCUAACUAGCAARCCAAACCGGCUUUUGACAAAUAUUUCCUAUAACAAAUAAUUUGUGGGUGCAAACCUAAUUUCAGGUUAAUACAUAGGAAACGGACAUUAUUGAUGUUGCAUACUGAAUAGGCGAUGUUUAUGAAACCUGGCACCAUCYAUGUAUACCCCAUCUACGGCAUCUACCUCAGUAUGAAUGUUUCCAGUCAAGGGGAGGGUGCUGCCGUGCUUCUGCGCACUCUGGAGCCUCUACAUGGCCUGCCUCUGAUGAAGCAGCUGCGGAUAGCCAGGCGGAGGGAGGGGGCCCGGCCCCUGAAGGACAAGGAGCUAUGCAAUGGUCCCUCAAAGCUGUGCCAGGCCCUGGCCAUACCACGCUGCUUCGACCGGAGAGACCUAGCCUCAGACCCAGAGGUGUGGCUGGAGAGGGACACCCAGAUAGGCCCGCAAGAGCCAGACCUCAGGGAGGGGGUCUCAGCAAGCCGGAUCGGCAUUGACUCUCAUGGGGAAUGGGCCAUCAAACCCGUGCGCUUCUAUCUGCGUGGUCACCACUGUGUGAGUGUAGUGGACAAACAGGCWGAGACACAGACUCACUCACUGGCCAACAAUGUGAUAUCAGACUUUGCGUCCUCCACAGUGGACGUAUGUGAUGGUGACACAGGACAGUGUUGAAACUGGGAAUAUUUUUGGAAUUGUA
Salvelinus sp. IW2-2015 is the source of this 685-nucleotide messenger RNA. The record is from RefSeq and is a predicted model, not a curated record. NCBI's taxonomy places the organism in Eukaryota, Metazoa, Chordata, Actinopteri, Salmoniformes, Salmonidae.